Molecule: messenger RNA, 8839 nt
Organism: Phymastichus coffea
Lineage: Eukaryota; Metazoa; Arthropoda; Insecta; Hymenoptera; Eulophidae
Product: E3 ubiquitin-protein ligase MYCBP2-like
Exons: 27
Coding region: 1-7617 (2538 amino acids)
Cellular component (GO): nucleus
Source: RefSeq, a predicted model, not a curated record
AUGUGCGAGCCGAGCGGCAACGGCGACUGUGCGUCGAACGAGCGCCUGUUCCUGCGAGAUCUGGUCUCGUGCGCGCCGGGCACCAGCGGAGGUCGCCUGGCGAGGUGGCUGCAGCCGGACAGUUACGUCGACCCGAGCAAGUGCGAGCUGUCGUACGCUCGCGAGGAGAUGCGCUACGGAUGGCCCGCUGUCGUCAAUCUCAUCACCAGGGAUCAGUACGGCGAGCUCGUGCACGCGCCUAAUCUUAAGAUCGAAGCGAAAGCAGUGCCGAUCGACAAGCGCGAGGUGACCGACUCGGAAACCAGCAAACGCGUGCGUCCGAAGACUCAACAGCUGGAUCCUCUGACGUUCGGCGGUCAUCCGCAACCAACCCUCGAGACGCCGUACGAAAUGACAGUGCUGGACGAGCCGUACAAAGUCAGCUUUCACGCGAUAACCAUCAUGAAGGCUUAUCGCAACUACUCGUUCGAGGAGUUGAGAUUCACCUCGUCGGCGCUCAAGCGUUCCAGCGAGAGUAUGACGGUUCUACCUAACCAGGAUGGAACCUACAGGGUUACUUGGACGCCAUUCUCGGUCGGAUGGUACUCCAUACACGUCAAUAUCGAUGGCUAUGAUAUGGAGAAUAAUUAUAAAGUCGAAGUAAAACGACCGCCUCAGGGCAUGGAAAUGCCGGCGAUGAAUAUCGUCAAGAAACCGACGCAUGUGCCGAGUAGAGUACGAAAAUUCGUCGCCAGGAACAGUGCUGGCUUGAGGAUCAGAGCUCAUCCGUCCCUUCAGAGCAAACAAAUCGGCGUUAUACCGGUUAACAACACCAUCGUAUUUUGCGACGAGAUCCACAACGACGACGGCGUGUGGCUAAGAUUGAACGUCGAUACGAUCACCAAGUACUGUAGUAGCGGCCACUUGGAGGCAUGGUGCUUGCAGUACAAUCAACACUUGGGCAAAAACUUGUUACUGCCAGUCGAGGAACAAAAAUCAUCGUCCAAUGCAUGUCACGGCCGGGAGGUGCUUCUUGGUAAAAAGGACUCGAACGAAGAGAUCGCGUCUUUUUCUAGCAAACGAAAAACAGUGACGUUUGAUAGCGGCAAAACAAUGGCGGUGGUCACUUGCGGCGCAUCAGGUCACAACAUCAGAUGCAGACCGAGCCUCAAAGCUACGGCUGUUGGGAUGCUCGCGAUUGGCAAUACCGUCACCAUACAAGAUUAUUUUACCAACAGAUAUGGAACGUGGGUUAGGAUAGACGAUGAGUCAGCUGAGAAAUACAGCUUUAACAAUAUCGGUGAAUUCUGGUCGCUUGCCGUUAAUAAACACGGCGCAGCUUACAUGAAAAUUGUGCCUGAUCCCGAAGAGGAGUCGAUGGAGAAGAAGCCAACUAUUAAUGAUACGAGCGAGGGUCAAAUAACUAAUCACAAGGAUGACGCUCAAACGCCAGUCGUGGCAUCGAGCAGCCAAGAGAACGACGCAUUGAACAGAAUGCAUUCACUUCCGAAUCACACACCUCCUCCACCAAAAAGUGCCGGUUCUGGUGAUGGACCAAACAGUUCAUUUCUUUUCGGUACCUACGGUGGUCUCAAACAAGAUUCACAAGCUAGUAGUGAUAAACAGGUGUCUACGGACAAAACGACCGAACCGUCUGCAAAGAUCGGCAAAAGUCAUUUGGAGAAAAAGUCGAGUAAAGAACGCGAAAGUGGAAGUAGCAAGUUCAGUGUACUGCAGAAGUGGCUUCGAGGUGACGAUAAGAAAGGUGACGGAGAGAAAAAAUGCUCGCCUGGCAGGGAUUUUUCGGAGUUCGUUGGUGUAUCGGUGAAAGAGCUUGUGAAAGCUAUGGGAGAAAGUCGAGUCAACGGUAACGGAUCGACGCCACCGGAAACACCACGUAAGAUGUCACGCAGCUCGUCACCAAAGAAUCCACAAGCUGGUUCGCCGCGACUGACCAGCAGAUCUUCUAGCCCUGUCCCGAUACCCGCUGGCUCCAGUCGCUUGCCGUUUGGUUCUGGUCUUUUCCCAAUUGCUGCUAAUGCUCAAGGUGGAAAAAAUAUCGCUGGAGGGGGAGACAGUGCUGGCAGCAGCCCACUGCUUCAUGGCUCCCCCCGAAGUAUUGGGAUUUCACCUCUAGUAUCAGGAGGAAUGUUAGACAGUGCCACAUCACAUCGUCGUGGUUCGACGCAAAGCGACACGAGCGCACUGGUGAGCAGUCUAACUCGCGAUCCAUCGCAAUCUCCCAGCGGGGUCAGUUCAAUGGCUAACACCACUAGGGACCUCUCGCCAAGUCCAAGUUGCAGCUCGUUACACAUGAAGUCCGAGGAGGUUCUGAGUCCCACUGAGACAUCCAAAAAAGACAACAGUGCUUCCGUUACUCAGGACUCGCAAGACGCGUUGAAAAAGGUGUCCGAAGCCCAAACGCAAACGAGCCCCGAAAGCGCCACAACGGCGAUGAAAGGCCAUUUCCCGAUUGAUUUGACCAACAAAGAGGACCGACACGCGCCCAAAUACUGCCGUCGCGAUUACGCGAAAGUGACGAAAACUAGAGCAAAGCGCGCGAUGUCACCUGCUGCUAGCCAAGAGAUGCCGAGUCCUAGUCGCACUACUCUGAAUCUUAAGAGAGAAAAGGUGAAGAAAGCAGUGAGCCCAUCGGUAGCCGAAUGCUUGCGAGCAGUGUUCGCGGCAUUUCUCUGGCACGAGGGUAUAGUUCACGACGCAAUGGCUUGCGCGAGCUUUCUCAAAUUCCAUCCGAACCUAUCGAAACAAGGCGCCAUGGUGGUGACGAGACAGCCAUCAGGCGACAACAGCGAGAAGAAGAGACAAGAGAUGACUCGCGAGGAACGUGCGAGGCAGAGGCAUUCGGUAGAAGUGACCAACGAUGGAAGUUACCUUCACAUUCAGCCGAGUACUCUAGAAAGCUUGACCAGAUCGGCGGCCAAUGCCAAUGCGAAUAGAAACAGAAAGAAGGUGAAUACUAACGGCACGGAUGAGACAGUUAACAAACUGACAGCCUUGCCGGAGUUUACAACGGUGACAGUCUUGCCUCCAGCUUUGAAAUGUCUAGUAUUCUUGUGGGAGGAGCUGCGUCAAAAUGUUCUCCACGCGAUCGAUCAGCAAACCGUCCUACCAAGUCCGAUAAAUCAAGUGCCAACUGUCAAGCCGUCGAAGCGGAUUGUACCAGACACGCCAACGAAGACGCCCCAGUCGAACGUGAAAGAGAACAAUUUGGGAGAUAAACGCGACAAAAAGAUAUCUAAAGAGCGCAAAGAAUGGAAACCAACUGCAAAGAUUCCGGUAACCAGCGACGGUGCAGGCAUCGAGCGAGAAACAACUUGCGAGUUGUGUGGAUUGAUGUUUCCUCAUCCCGUAACGUAUCAUAUGAAACUGAUGCAUCCGGGAUGUGGAUGGCAUGCCGGGGGUAAUGGCUACAACAGCAGUGGCAAUUAUUGCGUUGGCUGGGCUGGGAAUUGCGGCGACGGGGGCGGCGGCGGUAGCUCGUGGUACCUGUUGUGCGAUACUUGCCGUGAUAAGUAUCUGAAGGCAAAAAAGAAUAAGAGAUACAGACGCAGCGUAGGAGAGCUUAACAAACAUAUGUCACCACUGACGUCACCAGAUAUCGAUGAGACACAUAUAAUCAUUAAGAAUAAUUCGAUGUUUCUUCUGGAAUUGGCGAGCGCGGCUGGAGUUACCAUUCCAAAACAGCAACGACGACCAUCUCAGACUCUCACAGCCGUUGCUGAGAAUUACAGUCCUCCAGAAGCUGCAGGACCGUUUCCAUCAACUGGACCAUUCCAAUGUUUGCUUUCGUUGGGGGUACAGAGUUCACAGAGUAAUGAUGAGAGAUUGUACGAAGAAUCGUUCCGACGACAAGGUCAACAGAACUCGCAUGAUGGCAGUAAUAAUGGGUUAACCGUAAGUAACAAAAGGCCUUUAUCAGAGUGCCAAAUGAGUGACAGUGACAGCGACAGCGGUAAAAAUCGAGGCAUGUUUCAUCGGUCUGUAUCGAUGUCAACUGGUGCACCAUGGGCCAAAAAUAUGCAGGACGGUCGGGUCGUUAUGAUGCGCAAAAGAAACAAUAGUAGCAGUGAACCUAACAAUGACGCAGGUUCAUCACUGCUCUGCUAUCCAUCAGCAGCUUUACAGAAGCUCGUACCUUCGAUGGAUCAAUCGGCGAUAGUAUCAGAAAAUCAACAAGUAGAGAUGAUAAACAGCGACCGAAUAGAAUUAUUCAUGCGACCGGUUAUGCUUUUCGUUCUGCGGCAGCACAACCUCCAGCACAUGCAGUACGCGAUGAAGCAGGCACUUAGGCGCGCCGCAUGUCGAGUGUACGCGAUGCAAGCGCUCAAUUGGUUAUUGAGAACCGUCACUCAGCCGAUUUGUUUGCAUGAUUUAUUAUGGUGGUUUGUUAAUUCUUUGACACCGAUAAUUCCUGAUCCGAUGGACGUUAAUGAGGAUGAUAAUAGAAAAAGAUGUUUUGAGAAGAGGAAAGAUCACGAUAUGGUUGGAAUGUGCGAACAUCCUUUAAAUGACCUUAUUAUUGCUGGUGAAGCUGCUCAUCCUUUGCCUACAGCGUUUCAUACGCUGCUGCAAACUAUUUCAGAUUUGAUGCUUUUACUGCCACCUGGUUCACCACUGCAACAAGCAGCUGUGCGCUGCUGGGCGAUUCAAUUUACACCUGCUGAUCAUAUGUUUUUACACCGCAGUCAUGUUUUCAGUAAUAUCAGCAAGAUUUUGUCUCGUUCGGAAGAGGAAGAAGAUGCGGCAUUAAGCAUGCACAAGAGUCAUCAGUCGAACUUAUCCGGACAACAGUUCUUGAAUACAGUCGAGACUCUUCGAGAUUUGACUCUUGGAGUUGAAAUUAAAACAUCAAGUAGACAGGCAAUGAUUACCAGUCUGACAGAUAAUUCGACUGAAACCUUUUGGGAAUCUGGCGAUGAGGAUAGAGAUAAGACAAAGACAAUCACGAUAAUUUGUGGAGCACAUACUUUCCCAAAAAUGGUUUAUAUCCAUAUUGAUAACUGUCGUGAUCUGACUCAUAAAGUGUCGAGCGUUACAUUCCAAUCCGGUAUGGAUGCCGACGAGAUGGUGAAAUUGAAAACUGUUGAAAUAGAAAGUCGAUCGACUGGUUGGGUAAAUUGUUCAGUAAUACAUCCUCGCCAUGCUGUGAUUGGUCUUGAAUUGAAAGGGCCUGAUAAUUCGCUGAGAGUCAGACAGAUUCGCGUGUUAGGAGAUAUAGAUGGUGAACCUGUUAAGAUCGGAAAGUCUCUCAGCGCUGUAGCUAUUCAGCAGAAAAAUUGUGAAGCAGAAACAUUGAAAGUCUUUCGUUCAAUAACUUCACAGGUAUUCGGAAAGUUGAUUCAAGGCGAACAGCAAAAAUCAGGACCAAUAUCCUCGUUAGUCAUUGAGCCAAAUCACGAAGAACUAGAAGAAAGCAACGAGUUACGAGAGCACAUGGUUGGCAUUCUUUUCAGCAGAAGUAAGCUCACUCACCUGCAAAAACAAGUUUGUGCACACAUUGUACAAGCCAUUCGUAAAGAAACAAUUCGACUACGUGAAGAAUGGGAAACACUUUUAUGCUCGCCAACUCCAGUCAACAGCGUUACGAGUGAUAACAGCGAUCUACCUAAGGCUGCUGACACAUAUUGCUUCGAGAUGUUGUCAAUGGUUUUGGCAUUAAGUGGAAGUUCCGUUGGACGAAAUUAUUUGUCUCAUCAGUCUCCGUUAUUAAAAGAUAUUUUAAGUUUGCUACACACGGGGUCUGCUAGAGUUCAGAGACAAGUGACUUCACUGCUCAGAAGAAUCUUACCUGAAAUCAAACCGGAAGUUUUAGCAAGUGUUGUUGGAGCAGAGAGACUACCACCGACAGAUUUCAGUAUAAUCUCUGCUGCAAGUAGUGCAUAUUUGCACUUGACUGAAUUUGACGAGCAUGAUGUUGGUAUUCUAGAUGUUUUCUUGAGUUGCAUUGCCAAGUCUUUGACUGUACAAGUUAAAGUUAAAGAUAAGGAGAAUAAUGGCAAGGCACUGCAGUCAAUUUCGCUAGCGACAAGUAUACACCCGAAGAGUCAAGUUGGAGCAAGGUGGUGGUUGAGAGGCUGCAUCUCGAGAAAACUAGCUGAAGAGAUUAUCCAAUUGUUGAAAGAUAUGGCUUCGGGUAAACUAUCAGACAUUUGGGCAGCUAUAACUAAAGCAGCGAUCGCAGAAAACAUUUUAAAUCUGACGAGAGUAGAAGACAAAAAUCGAGACCCAACUAAGUGUCUUCGAUCGCCUACCUUGUGGUUAGCUUUGUCAUCUCUUUGCGUUCUAGAUUCAGACCACGUUGAAAGAUUAUCCUCUGGUCAGUGGAGUAGCGCUGACGGUCAACCGCCACCGCCAAGGCCAAUGUGUAGCAACCAUGACGAUGGUGAGACCACAGCGAUAAUCCAGUGCAGUAUUUGUGGAAACUUGUGUGCUGACUGUGAUCGAGUUUUGCAUCUCCACCGCAAGACUCGAAUGCACAUUCGGCAAGUAUGUAAAGAAGAAGAAGAAGCUAUUCGCGUGGAUCUUCACGAAGGGUGUGGUAGAAUGAAACUGUUUUGGAUUCUUGCUUUGGCGGAUAGUCAAACGCUCAAAGCUUUGGUAGAGUUUCGCGAUGGACCGCCGCAGAAACCUGUUGGCGCGUCGUCAGGUGUUUGUCGAUUUUGUGGAACUACAGGUAACUCGGGUCUGUUGGCGAUCGGCAACGUUUGUUCGGAUCACGAAUGUCAAGAGCAUGCAAAAAACGCUUGUAGUAAAGUUCACCUCUGUGGUCAUAUUUGUGGGGGUGUACGAGACGAACGACCUUGUCUACCAUGUUUGCAUCGCUGUGUACCAUCUUGCGAUCUGAAACAAGACGCUGACGACAUGUGCAUGAUUUGUUUCACCGAGGCUCUGUCGUGCGCACCUGCAAUUCAACUGCAAUGCGGCCACGUUUUUCACCUUCACUGCUGCAGAAUGGUGCUUACGAAGAAGUGGGUUGGCCCGAGGAUCACCUUUAGUUUCUCACUAUGCCCGAUCUGUAAGGUGCCUAUGGAUAAUCAAAAUUUAACGGAACAUUUAACUAGCGUCAAGGUACUGUACGAGGAUGUGAAGAGAAAAGCAUUGAUGAGACUCGAAUACGAAGGCUUGCAUAAAGCGGAGGCAGUGACAACACCUGGCGGUCGUUACUAUCAGGAUCCAGCUACUUACGCGAUGGACCGCUAUGCCUAUUACGUGUGUUACAAGUGUCAAAAGGCCUAUUACGGAGGCGAGGCUCGCUGUGAUGUGCAACCAGCGGGCGAAGCAUUCGAUCCCACUGAACUUGUUUGCGGCGGUUGCAGCGACGUUGCACGUGCACAGAUGUGUCCCAAACACGGCACUGACUUUCUUGAGUACAAGUGCCGUUACUGCUGUUCUGUUGCGGUAUUCUUCUGCUUUGGCACUACGCAUUUCUGCAAGCCUUGUCAUGAUGAUUUUCAAAGGGUUACUAAUAUACCCAAAAAUGAGCUACCUACCUGCCCUGCCGGACCAAAAGCAAAGCAAUUGGAAGGGGACGAGUGUCCACUUCACGUCAAACAUCCCCCGACUGGAGAGGAAUUUGCACUUGGUUGUGGUAUUUGCCGCAACGCACAAACAUUCUAAAUUGAUUAUAGAAUCUCACAAUGAAAGUUAAGCUUUUAAGACUUCAAUCCAAGUUUUUCCAGGGAUAACGCGUGAUAACUCUGAAGAAAUAAAACUUGUUAUCCAACAGUUGUCAAGUGAGAACUUCCUAUCUGUAUUUUUUUUUCUAAAGGCAGCGACUGAAAUACAAAACAAUGACUGGAAUUGAAUGGCGUAGAAUUACACACAAAUUGUUAAGCUUGGAAAUAUUGUGUGACAAACGUUAGAAAACACAUGGUUUCUUAAUAGAUAAUUAGUAAGUGGUAAAAGUGCUGAGGACGACAAUUGAUGUCCAAAAAUACUGUUCUUCUAUUCAUUUUUUUCUUAUAAUAAUCAAGCAAAAAAUGUAUACCUGCGAAUGAAUGUUUUAAAGGCCCCUCGUGUUUGUAUGGCCUUUUACAAGAUAAUCAAUCGUCGAGAAAUCUUAGUGAAAUGAAUUGCCUUUGUCGAUGAUACAGGGAGAGUAUGCAUUUUUUUCGUGAGUGAACUCAUAGGUCGUUACGAGACUGAUGCAAUUUCAUUAAAACGAACCUUAAAUAGAUGUAUUUGUUAGCAUUUUUAAAUUAUUGAAUUGUAUUUAAAUAAUGUAUAUCAUAAGCGAAUGUUAGUGCCAGUAUGAUCUCGCUGUCAGUAUUUUUUGUGUUAACUUAUUUAUACUCACAUUCUGUUGAUAUAUUUAUUUAUUUAGUCAAGUAGGUACAUGUCUCAAAUACCGAGCAGCUGUGCCAUUUUCUCUGUGACAUCCCAUUUAUAAUGUAAAAUAUUGUUAUAAUAUGUGUAUUCAAAAUCUUUUUUUUCUUGAAUUUAGAGUGAAUGGUGUGUUAACAAUGUUUACUUUAAUGAUUAAGUAUAUGGUUUGUUCUUUUGAUUUGUGUAUAUUUAAUAUAAAGAUUUGUGAAUUUGUAUCAAACGUGCUUGAAGAAAUUGUAAAAACUAUCUGCUAAAAUACUUAUUCAGUUUCAUGUAUAAAAAAAAUCCUAAUGAAAUACAAAUGUUUGACAUCAAAAUAAAAAUUUUAAGAUAAUAAUCUAUUUUCAAUUAUUUCACAUGAUUCUAUGCAAGAAGUUCUCAUUCGUUAUUUGGUUUAUUUUCAAGAUUGUGACAUUUUUUUAAGAGUUGAUUACGGAAUAACGUAAAUUUUGCAAUGUUACGCACAAACUUUAAAUAAUUAUUUUCUUUAACGUUGAUCGAAAUUUUCAGUUGA